UUCAUGGGCAGAUCUAAUGGUGAUCUCUUUUUCGGGUGUAACGUGCAUCUUUGGUUGCUGACUUUCCAUCCCCCGGAUAUAAAGACCUUGGCUUCGAAAGCUGAAGGCCUCCAUUAGGGUUUAAUCCGCAGCGAAGCAGAACAGAUGGGUAAGGGAACGGGGAGCUUCGGGAAGCGGAGGAACAAGACCCACACCCUCUGCGUCCGCUGCGGGCGCCGGAGCUUCCACCUUCAGAAGAGCCGAUGCGCCGCCUGCGGGUACCCGUCCGCCCGGAUCCGCAAAUAUAACUGGAGCGUGAAGGCGAUCCGGAGAAAGACGACCGGGACUGGGAGGAUGAGGUACCUCCGCCACGUCCCUCGCCGCUUCAAGAGCAACUUCCGUGAAGGUACUCAAGCGGCUCCGAGGAAAAAGGCGGCGGCGGCCUCUGCAUCCUUCUAAUGCUUGAAAAAGAGCGAAAUUUAUAUUCAUAAUUUUGUGAUUUCCCGUUAUUUAGCUGAACUUAUGCUGCUAUUGUUUGCUUUUCUUUUUACGGAGAAUGUGGGUGUGGCUUCGAUCUUGUCUGAUUAGAGACUUACUGAAUGAAGGCAGUAUUUUUCUUUUUAUUUCUAUAUUAAGUGUUAUAUUGUGA
Elaeis guineensis (African oil palm) is the source of this 628-nucleotide messenger RNA. RefSeq names its product large ribosomal subunit protein eL37x. NCBI's taxonomy places the organism in Eukaryota, Viridiplantae, Streptophyta, Magnoliopsida, Arecales, Arecaceae. Gene Ontology annotation, biological process: translation. The record is from RefSeq and is a predicted model, not a curated record. Gene Ontology annotation, cellular component: cytosolic large ribosomal subunit; ribosome. Gene Ontology annotation, molecular function: RNA binding; structural constituent of ribosome.